Artibeus jamaicensis (Jamaican fruit-eating bat) is the source of this 1806-nucleotide messenger RNA. RefSeq names its product polypeptide N-acetylgalactosaminyltransferase like 6 (gene GALNTL6). Lineage: Eukaryota; Metazoa; Chordata; Mammalia; Chiroptera; Phyllostomidae. The record is from RefSeq and is a predicted model, not a curated record. The transcript has 12 exons. The coding region runs from base 1 to 1806 and encodes 601 amino acids. Gene Ontology annotation, cellular component: Golgi apparatus.
AUGAAGAGGAAGCAGAAGAGAUUUCUGCAGAUGACUUUGGUAUUCAUGGUGGCUUUAAUAUUCCUGCCCAACAUUGGCCUCUGGUCUCUGUACAAGGAUAAGCAUCUGGUGAAAUCUACGGAGCCCGGGGAGCAGCAGACAUUUCCACUGGGCCUGGGAGAUGGGCAAUUCUAUGCAUGGACAGAUGGUUUGAGAAGAAAAGACUGGCAUGACUAUGAAAGCAUUCAGAAAGAGGCUAUGCGCUCAGGGAAAGGUGAACACGGGAAACCCUACCCCCUCACUGAAGAGGACCAUGACGACUCAGCUUACAGGGAAAAUGGCUUCAAUAUCUUUGUCAGCAACAAUAUUGCUCUAGAGAGAUCACUGCCCGAUAUUCGUCAUGCUAAUUGUAAGCACAAGAUGUACCUGGAAAGACUGCCAAACACCAGCAUCAUUAUCCCAUUUCACAAUGAAGGUUGGACUUCACUCCUGCGUACCAUACACAGUAUAAUUAACCGAACCCCAGAGAGUCUGAUAGCAGAAAUCAUCCUGGUAGAUGACUUCAGUGAUAGAGAACACUUGAAGGAUAAGUUAGAGGAAUACAUGGCCCGCUUUUCCAAAGUAAGGAUUGUUCGCACCAAGAAAAGGGAAGGGCUCAUCCGGACCCGACUCUUGGGGGCUUCGAUGGCGAGGGGAGAAGUCCUGACGUUCCUGGACUCCCACUGCGAGGUCAACGUGAACUGGCUGCCCCCGCUCCUCAACCAAAUUGCACUAAACCACAAAACCAUCGUGUGCCCCAUGAUCGAUGUCAUUGACCACAAUCACUUUGGGUAUGAGGCGCAAGCUGGGGACGCCAUGCGAGGCGCCUUCGACUGGGAAAUGUACUACAAAAGAAUCCCCAUCCCUCCAGAGCUCCAGAGGGCAGAUCCCAGCGACCCUUUUGAGUCUCCUGUUAUGGCUGGAGGUCUCUUUGCUGUGAACCGAAAAUGGUUUUGGGAGUUAGGUGGCUAUGAUCCAGGUUUAGAAAUCUGGGGAGGAGAACAGUAUGAAAUCUCUUUUAAGGUUUGGAUGUGUGGAGGAGAAAUGUUCGACGUUCCAUGUUCUAGAGUUGGCCAUAUCUACAGGAAGUACGUCCCUUAUAAAGUUCCAUCCGGGACCAGCCUGGCUAGAAACUUGAAGCGAGUGGCUGAGACCUGGAUGGAUGAAUUUGCUGAGUACAUUUACCAGCGACGCCCAGAGUACAGGCACCUCUCCACAGGGGACAUCUCUGCCCAGAAGGAGUUACGCAAACAGCUCAAGUGCAAGGACUUCAAAUGGUUCAUGGCUGCAGUGGCCUGGGAUGUGCCCAAGUACUACCCUCCUGUGGAGCCCCCACCCGCCGCCUGGGGAGAGAUUCGAAACGUGGCAGCCAACCUUUGCGUGGACAGCAAACACGGAGCCACAGGCACCGAGCUCAGGCUGGACAUCUGUGUCAAGGACGGUUCUGAGAGGACGUGGUCGCACGAACAGCUCUUUACUUUUGGAUGGAGAGAAGAUAUUCGACCUGGGGAGCCGCUGCACACCCGGAAGUUCUGCUUUGAUGCCAUCUCACACCACAGCUCCGUCACUCUCUAUGACUGUCAUGGCAUGAAGGGGAACCAGCUCUGGGGACACCGGAAGGACAGAACACUGUUCCACCCUGUGAGCAACAGCUGCAUGGAUUGCAACCCUGCAGAGAAGAAGAUUUUCAUGGCCAGAUGUGACCCUCUAUCUGAGACUCAGCAGUGGAUUUUUGAACAUAUCAAUACAACUGUUUUAGAAAAAUUUAACCAUCAUGCCAGCUCCUAG